AUGCUGAAUUUCGAUGAGAUUCUCGGCCGAGUCGACAGUCAUACACUUCCUAAUACAACAACCAGUACAAAUCGGCUUCUCGGCACCGCUUCAACAUCGGAUCAUACAGAUCAACCGGUAGUGCAAAACUUCACGGUUCGUGCGGGCGUCGAAAAGGAAUUGUACGGAAUUUUGAGUUCCAGCGAGAAUUUAUGGUCUAGAGGUGGCGAAUCAGUCAAGUCGCACUUGGUGUUUGGAGAACGAGGAAUUGAACUGCCAUCACGAGAGCCGAAGCCGGCUAGACAAGAGGAAAUUCUUCAAGACGAUGGUACAACCAUCGUGCAGCCUCCAAUGGUCACUGAUGAUAUUGACCAAGAUGAGCUUGAGGAGGACGUGGCUCGAGUGAAGAUGGAGGCUGAUCGCGCAUUCUUCAACCAUAUGCUUCUCUCCAGACCUGCUGCUGUUCCAAUAACUCCAGCGCAACCAUUUAAUCGGGAUUCGAUGGUGGCUAGUAAUGGAACAUUCGUGAAUCCGAAUAUCUCUGAUAGAAGAGAGCUCAUUUUUGGCGACAAAUUGCACAAAUUCCUGAAUAGUAAUGGAAAGAAGAACAUUGUUGAAUUGAUGAAAGAGGCGGUGAAUGAAAGCGGAACCGAUGGAUCUCUCGGCGAUGUUUGGAGCGACGUUCUUUCACUUCUCACGAGAAAAACGAUUACUGAUCGCGAUGAUAUCACGACGACGGCGACGUUGCUCGAAGACGGCUGCAAUUAUUUGCAGAAGACGUUCGCUGAUCAUAUGCAGAAUGUCGUCGAGAGAAAUUUGGAGAUUGCCGAACGCGGAGGAGUCCCGGGAACGAGAGGGCUCGUCAACGCCUAUCUGAAAGUCGGCACCGAGGAUCCGUUCCACGCCGAAGAUGAUAGUAUUGACGGAUUGCCCACCUGGCAGGUGACUUAUCACUGUGUUCGAGCCGGAGAUGCCCCGGCAGCCGCAGAAGCUCUGAAUCGGUUGAAGUCUUUCCCACAAUGCGCCACACUUGUCGCAUCUCUCAAUCAUAUUGCCAAAUAUCAAAAACUUGACGCCGAUUUGAAGAAGAAGCUUAAAGUUGAAUGGAGGCACAAUGCUGGCCACAUGAAAGACAAGUACAAGCGUGCUUUGUACGCGGCGCUUCUCGGCGGAUUAGAUAAUGCGACACUUUCGGACACUUUGGAGAAUUGGAUCUGGUUCAAAUUGCAUCCGCUUCGAGUCGAUCCACAACUAACGCCUCUUCUGUUCAAGGAAGUUCAAAAGGCGGUUUCUAUCGAUUACGGAGAGCAGUACUUUAUGGCAAAUGGUCCAUCCGACUUUCAAUAUUAUUUCACGGCUCUUUGGCUCUCUGGACAAUUUGAGAGAGCGAUUUAUUUGCUUCACGAAUGUGGCCAACGUGUCGACAGUGUUCACGUUGCCAUUCUUGCCCAUCGUUUAGGAUACCUUCGAAUGACGGAAAAGUCCACCGAUGACAUGUUAGUUGUUGACUCAUCGGAACCGACGAAAUGCUAUUUGAAUCUUGCCCGAUUAAUUGUUGCUUACACCAAGAGUUUUGAGCUUAUCGAUGUUCCGAGAUCAUUAGAUUAUUGGUUCCUUUUGAAGGGGGUAACCACUCCGACGGGAUCUGAUGUGUUCGAGAUGGCGGUUAGCAGGGCAGUGUACUUGACGAAUGAAACUGACGCAAUUCUUGGAAAAUUGAAUGCCGCGGGAAGACGGGAACCUGGAUUGAUCGAUGAAUAUCUUGAUGACCCUUCGGAGGUAAUUGGUCGAGUUGCGAGCGAUACGGAGCUCUCUGGACAAUGGGAGCAUGCUGUUGGGUUGUACUUGCUCGCUGGAAUGCCGACACAGGCUGCCAGCUUGUUAUCAUCGCAAAUUAGCGAGACAUUAAGAACUGACAACAUGGAGCGCAUUCGAGAGUUGGUGCAAGUUUCUGAGCAGUUUAGACAAGUUCAAAAAGGAUGCAAACAGUCCGAGUAUGCGACUCUCAGCCUUCUUGUCGAUCUUUGUCGUCUCUUCGAGCAUUGUCAUAACGAGGAUGCCGAGCAGGCUUACAUUGCGAGCAAAGCGCUGAGACUGAUCCCAACAGAAGCCGAUCAAGUGACGGUGAUCGUCAACGAGUUUCACAUGGUCCCGCAAAAAGUGCGCGAGGUUCUUCCCGACACCUGCCUUCAUUUGAUGCAAUGCUUGGUCGACUUCUGCAUUCGACAAUCGACGUCGAUCACCGAACGCAGAAACGUCUCGAUAUUUUCAUCGUCGAAUCGCUAUGUGAAGCAGGUAAAUCAAUGGUUUUAUUCCAGAAAAUCAUAA
Messenger RNA from Caenorhabditis bovis, 2307 nucleotides. NCBI's taxonomy places the organism in Eukaryota, Metazoa, Nematoda, Chromadorea, Rhabditida, Rhabditidae. The record is from the annotation of a GenBank genome assembly.